AGAAGGCCUCGCAUGCCAUUUCGAUAUCAUUCUUCGAGUUGGUAAAAAUUCUCUCUUCUUAUUAAAGCAUAAGCUUGAAUAGUUCGAUAUGAUGAGCAAGGUAGGAGAUGCGGGGAGAAGGCUCAAAGAUGCCUGCUUGAGCGGGAGCGUCGCAGAACUAGAAGCACUGAUCAAAGAGGACGAACUCAUUCUCAGCCAAGUCAGCUCCCUCACAGGCUUCUUCAUCAAUGGCACCACUCCUUUGCACGUAGCUGCUUCGUUCGGUCAUUUGGACUUUGCGAAAGCCCUUCUGGCUUGGAAACCAAAUAUGGCCACCGAGUUAGACUCUGCAAGGUGUUCGCCCCUUCACUUAGCUUGCACCGAGGGCCACUUUGAGAUCAUGGAAGAGUUGUUACGGGUGAAGAGCAAUGUCUGCCUCGGUCGUGAUGAAGACGGUAGAAUUCCUCUCCACUUGGCGGCUAUAAAAGGGAGAGUCGAGGUGAUACCAGCAUUGCUUCGAGCUAAACCAGAGUCGAUUCAUGAGAAACUGGACAGAGGAGAGACUGUUUUGCACUUGUGUGUGAAAUAUAACAUGGUAGAAGCUUUAAAGACACUCGUACAAUAUCUGCAGAAGAAUGACAAGGAGUCUCUCCUCAGCUCCAAAGACAAUGAUGGCAACACCAUCUUACAUCUUGCUGCAGCCCUCAAGCAAAUGGAUACCAUAAAAUAUCUGUUGGAAAUAAAGAUUGUUAAAGACGAUGCCAAUGUCAAGAACCGGAAAGGAUUUACUGCUUUGGAUUUUGUGGAACAUUGUCCUAAUAGAGACCUAAAAACCAUGGAAAUCCUAGAGUUUCUUUUCCAAGCUGGCCUUCGUAGACCUGCUUGCGGUGGGUCGAAUCCCAAGCCCAAAUCACUACCCGAUAAUCCUCCUUCUACGCCUUCUGAUUGGCGGCACAAAGCUGGACAAGUACUGCAAAGUAUUUAUCCGUUUUGGAUCAAGUAUUUCAAGGUUAACCAUACCUGGCUCCAAGAGGUACGCGGUCAUUUAAUAACAGCAGCCACCCUAACAGCAACUAUGGCGUACCAAGCAAUUUUGAGUCCACCUGGUGGUUUUAGGCAAGAAUCUCAAUCUAGUAAUUGGAACCAAACUAUGAGUCUGCAUGCUGGUCUUGAGGAAAAAUCCGGUGGAACGGGCCAAGAUGCUGGUACUGCCGUUCUAGACAGUACUACUUCUUAUUUGACGGUGUAUUUCAACUUUACGGACAUUAAUGGGAGUACUUAUUACCCUUGGUACCUCAGCUCUUACAGAAACCCUCUCGCUGACUAUAUGCUUGUUAACACUCUGGUUUUAAUCGGAUCGUUGUGCACUAUUAUGCUGGCCUUGAGUGGUUUCCCCGCCAACAACAAGUUUUUAAUGUGGCAGCUCAUAUUCACUGUGUACAUCACAAUUUUUUGUAUGUCUAAUGGUUAUUUUCUGGCUAUGGCGUUAGUAUUCCCUACUGGAUUCCAAAAGUAUGCGGUUCCGCUUGGAAUGCUGUGGCAUGGCUGGGUUGGGCUAUGCGGAUUUGUUUUGGUACUUCACGCAUGCCACUUCUUGGUAUGGCUGUGGAAUAAGUUUGAAAACCUCAAAUGGCUGCGGAACAAGUUUGGAGACCACGUUAAAACAUGUUGGGAUUAUAUUUCGGGCUGAGGAUAUGUGGAUUGCGGGCCAGGGUAAAUACUGCAAACUAACGUAUCUGGUGUGGUCAACAAUCCUUGGUAAAGAGUACAGUGCCGCGUAAGUGAGACCC
Rhododendron vialii is the source of this 1769-nucleotide messenger RNA. Its product is annotated as ankyrin repeat-containing protein ITN1-like. Lineage: Eukaryota; Viridiplantae; Streptophyta; Magnoliopsida; Ericales; Ericaceae. The transcript has 4 exons. The record is from RefSeq and is a predicted model, not a curated record. The coding region runs from base 89 to 1669 and encodes 526 amino acids. Gene Ontology annotation, molecular function: protein binding.